Molecule: messenger RNA, 1621 nt
Organism: Trichoplusia ni (cabbage looper)
Lineage: Eukaryota; Metazoa; Arthropoda; Insecta; Lepidoptera; Noctuidae
Product: beta-1,3-glucan-binding protein-like
Exons: 8
Coding region: 69-1559 (496 amino acids)
Biological process (GO): carbohydrate metabolic process
Molecular function (GO): carbohydrate binding; hydrolase activity, hydrolyzing O-glycosyl compounds
Source: RefSeq, a predicted model, not a curated record
AUGCGCAAGCGCAGAGUCCGCGGAUUGUUUCUUCAGUCUGCCGGCGAACGAGAUCGAGUGCGGACGUCAUGGCCGGCUCCGCUUUUUGUAUAUUUGUGACCGCACUAUGUUUGGCGAAUCCUGUGAUAUCUCAGUAUAAGGUGCCUCCAGCGAAGUUAGAAGCUAUUUAUCCUAAAGGCUUAAGAGUAUCCAUACCAGACGACGGGUUUUCACUCUUCGCUUUCCAUGGCAAAUUGAACGAAGAAAUGGAAGGUCUAGAAGGAGGUCAAUGGUCGCGAGACAUCACCAAAGCCAAGGGCGGGAGGUGGACCUUCAGAGACAAGAACGCGGAGCUUAAGAUUGGAGACAAGAUAUACUUCUGGACGUAUGUCAUAAAGAAUGGGUUAGGAUACCGGCAAGAUGAUGGGGAAUGGGAAGUGACAGGGUUCGUAAACGAGGACGGUUCUCCAGUUGGAGACCUUGGACCCACGCAGGAGCCAGUGACGUCAGGUCCAACACCCACCCCCACCCCAUACCGACCGCCGUUCCGACCCCCCACUCCCACUCCCACACAACCACCUAUUGUCUGCCAACCAUCACCAACCUUCGUGAUGGGAAAAAACCAAGUCUGCAAAGGAUCUUUGAUCUUUAGUGAAGAUUUUGAUCGCACUGAACUAAAAGAUCUGACGAAUUGGCAAGCUGAAGUCAGGUUUCCUGAACAGCCGGAUUAUCCGUUCAACGUGUACGUGCCAGACGGCACAGUGAGCUUCGAAGAUGGUUGCCUGGUCAUCACGCCACUCCUCACUGAGACUCAACACCACCCCGGUUUCUUGACAGAGUCCUUGGAUCUUACUGUUAGAUGCACAGGUCAAGUCGACACGUCGGAGUGCAGAAGACAGGCAUCAGGUGCUCAGAUCCUGCCGCCAGUGAUGACUGGCAAGUUGACGACACGGCAUCGGUUCAGCUUCAAGUUUGGCAGAGUCGAAGUACGGGCCAAGCUCCCGGCUGGUAGCUGGCUCAUACCAGAAAUUAAUUUGGAACCUUCUGAAAAUGUGUACGGGUCCAACCGUUACGAAUCAGGAUUAAUGCGCGUCGCCUUCGCUAGAGGGAACCCUAGUCUCGCCAAAAAACUGUACGGAGGCCCUGUACUCUCUGACACGGAACCCUACAGGUCCCUUCAUCUUAAGGAGAAGAUAGGACUUGAAAACUGGAACAAGGAGUACCAUAACUACACCAUGAUAUGGAAGCCCGAUGGCAUCCAACUUUUCGUCGAUGGUGAACAGUACGGUAACAUCAACCCUGGAGAAGGAUUCUUCGCCAGUGCGCGAGAAAACGCCGUUCCUCAUGCCUCGAAUUGGCUCAGAGGAACUGUCAUGGCGCCUUUAGAUCAAACGUUCUACUUAUCUCUUGGUCUUCGAGUCGGAGGUGUCCACGAUUUUGCCGACGGGUUACCGGAUAAACCCUGGACAAACCGCGGCAGCAAGGCUGUACUGGAUUUCUGGAAGCGGAAAGACUCCUGGUUCCCAACCUGGUACAACAACAACUUAAGAGUAGACUAUGUCAGAGUGUUCGCCUUAUAGACAAAGUAAAGUGAGGGAUGAAUGAGAUUAUAGGAAUAAUGAAAUAAAUAAUAGUUUUAAAU